This is a messenger RNA of Myxocyprinus asiaticus (Chinese sucker), 2493 nucleotides long. RefSeq names its product coiled-coil domain containing 13 (gene ccdc13). The record is from RefSeq and is a predicted model, not a curated record. Gene Ontology annotation, cellular component: centriolar satellite. The coding region runs from base 78 to 2066 and encodes 662 amino acids. Lineage: Eukaryota; Metazoa; Chordata; Actinopteri; Cypriniformes; Catostomidae. The transcript is spliced from 15 exons. Gene Ontology annotation, biological process: cytoplasmic microtubule organization; non-motile cilium assembly.
UUUUGGUUAUUUACCUAAUAAACAAACUCUGUCAGUUCUCCAUUGGGUUUACGACAAUCUGUCUCAACUGUUCUGUGAUGGAUGGUGACAGUGAAAUAAAGGAGCAUCUGAGGUUUCAGUUUCAAGCUCUUCAAGAGCAACAAGUUCAGCGCAUCCAAAGAAGACUGGAGAUGAGAAAGGAGAUGGACAGAGAUCAGACAAGCUCAAAUGCUGCUCCUCUCAGCAGUCUGGACAGUAUGAACCUCACAGAAGAGGAUGAAGAUUUGAUGGAUCUGUUCAAUGCCAGAGUGAUCCAGAAUGAAAAUGAACAGUUGCACGAUCAGCUAAGAGAGCUAAGGGAUGAGAACGGCAGAAUCCAUAAACUACUGAGUGAGAAAGACUUUGAGAUAAAACACCUGAAGAAGAAGAGAGAAGAGGAGAGGUUGGCAUUAGCAGGAACUGCUGGUCUGGCAGGAGAUGCUGCAGCGACCAAAAUUGUGGAACUGUCCAAAAAGAAUCGAGUGUUAGCUGCUGAAAUUGAACGAGAGAAAACCAAAACUAAGCAAGCAAACAACAGAGUCAAAGAACUAGAGAAAGAGCUUCAGGCCACAUUGUUACUUCAUCCUGGACAGAAGUCAAACAAAAAGCAGACUUCAACGAAUUUAGAAGACCAUCUUGAGAACAGUCCAGUUGUAAAAUCACUACAGGAGAAACUAUCUGCUGCCCAACUCAAAAUGACUGAGUACCGUAACCAGAUCCAGUCAUUUAAACAAGAGUUAAAAAUAGCUCAUAAGGUGUUAAGCUGUGAGGUGGGUGAGGAUGUCAGUAUUCAGCAGAUACUGUGUAAUCCAGGAGGCUGGAGAAGUCGCUCACAGCAGAUCCUCGCCCUUCAGAACAGAGUGCGAGACCUGGAACAACAAUUGAGCCAAUCAUCUCACAGGAAGCAGCUAUAUGACCUUGGUCUGGAGGAGGAGAUCUGGCCUGGAGGAGGAGGACCUGGAAGUUUGCAGAAGACACAGGACAGAAAUCUCAUCCACAUCCGUAAUAUAGAGAAAGAACGGAAGGAGACACUGGAGAAGCUCACUGUGGAUUAUGAAGUUCUGCUUGAAGAGCAUUCAGACAUGAAGAAGAAACUGGAGGGCUCCAAAGCCAGAAACAAAGUGUUAAGCACAGAAAUCAGAGCUCUGAAAAGCCAGAUCAGCACUCUACUGGAUAAGGGCAAACAUGACAAUGAGCUGGUCGAUGCCUUACUGAAGCAGCAGACACAGUGGCAGGCCAUGCUGCGUCAUGUGAGCCAGAAAGGGUCCCAGCUCGAGGAGGCCCAGCAGGACCUGGAGAAGCAGCUGCAACGUGAGGCCCAGCAGGACAACUCCCUCAUCCAACAGCUCAAACAUAUGGUGUCAGAGAAGGAGAAGAAAGUGAAGGAGCUGGAGCAGGAGAUCCAACAGCUCGGCCUAAAGAAACAAGAAGCAAGUGGCCGCCAGACCUUCACAUCACAACAGCAGAACAGCAGAGAGUCCAACUCCGCCAGGGAUGCAGGAGCGGCCUGUCCAGAGUGUGCUGUUAAAAUCCCAUCACUUCAAGCUCAGUGUGCAGAGUAUAAGGCUCUCUGUCAGACUGUUAGUGUGGAGAGAGACAGACUGCUGGAGCUGACCAAAGUGCAGCAAACCAGGGAAGAAGAGGUGAAGCGCCAGUGUGAAGAAACUGAGCAGAAACUUAGACUAGAAUGGCAGCGUUCAGUUCUACUGGAACAGCAGCUGGAGAGAGCCAAAUUGGACUCAAAGAAAGAAUCAAGUCUGCAAACGUCUAACCGGAUUAGAAGAGGAAGCUCUGGCAGCACUCUGAGUCUCCCUGAGAAACAGGAGGGCUUGUCUCCCAGAAGCUCCUGCGAAGUCACCCGUGAUGCUCAACAAAGCGAACUUAAAGCACGGCUGGCACUGCCACUGGAGGAAAACGAGGUCUUGAGAACCACUCAGAGGAACACGAUGAAGGACAAGACAGAAGCUUUACAAUUCUUCAAGGACACGAUGGCCCAAACCAAACAGGGCUUCCAGCAGGCCCACAGAAAGCAUGAGCAGGGCACUUAGUUUGGUCUAAACCUUGCUUUUGGAUAUGAAUGACACCAUCAAGAAGGCUAUUUGCUGGAAAACAGAAACAAGACAUGCAGUCCAUAGGGUGACCUGUCCCCUGUUGACCACACACAAAAUGUUCUAAGGAACCCAUAAUUUUUCUAGAUGUGAGAUGUUUUCAUGUUCCGACAAUUGACAGUAAGUGACCAAGAACUGAAGAAUGUUCUGAAGUCAUCACUGGAUAGUGAAAACCACUUGUUUUCUGAUAUAGAAGCCCUAUACUGUAUAUCCAAUCAAGAACUCAGGAACUGACAAAGUUAAUACAGGACAAUAAUACUUUGAAGCAAACUGGCUGAUUAGACCAUAGAGAGACCCUGUUUAUUUAAUGAAGGUAGGAGCAUUUUAAGAAACUAUUCAGGUAACCCAUGUUCCGAAGCUUUUUUUU